GUCAUUAAAUGGUGUGGCAUUCCAAGAUGGCUGCAUCCAUGGUUCAGCGGUGUGUGUUCUCAGCGAGACGAGUGUCAAAAUUUGCAACACAAACUAUUACAGCUAGAAGAUGUAUUCUUUCAGCUGCAUACAUAGACACAAAAAAAUGGGAUCAAAGGCCAAAAGAUCCUCAAAACCUAGCUGAGUUAGCGACUCUAAUGGACAUGACUUACGAGAAGAAGCUUCCUGUCAGCUCCUUAACAAUAGCCCGGUUUGUUGACAAUAUUUCAUCAAGAGAAGAAAUUGAUCAAGCUGAGUACUAUCUUUAUAAGUUUCGUCACAGUCCAAACUGCUGGUAUAUCAGGGAGUGGACCAUCCACAGCUGGAUUAGACAGUGUCUUAAAUAUGGUGCCAGGGACAAGGCUGUGCAUACCCUGAACAAUAAGGUGCAGUAUGGAAUAUUUCCAGAUGACUUCACAUUUAAUUUGCUGAUGGAUUCUUUUAUAAAAGAUAAAGAUUAUAAAGGUGCAUUCUCGGUUGUUGUUGAAGUGAUGUUGCAAGAAGCUUUUGAUUUGACUUCAACUCAGCUGUUAUCACUCCAUGUGCUGAGCCAGUACUUGAAUACCAAGCCGGAUCUCAAAUGGGAAGAGGAGAGGAACCUCGGGGCGGCUCUGUUGAUCUCCGGACUGAAACAGGAGAAUACAGUCGGCUUUAGUGCUCAACUUCUUGGCUAUUCCCUUCUUGGGAAAGUUGAACUUUGCCAGGGGAUCCGUGCCGUGUACCAUCAGAUGCCGCUGAUGUGGACCCCUGGGUAUCUGAACAAGGCCUUGACUGUGAUGGAGAGGGUGUCUGCACUGCCUGCCCACAUGAAGCUCUCCAAGGAGGCAAUGGAUGCCCUAGAGACCGUACUGCAGACUCAGUCUUCGACAGCCCCAGAGUCCAGUGAAACUGAAGGGGCCGGCGAUUCACAGGACUCCAGUCCAGACACCAAAAACCUAGAGAAGGAAAUGGAGAGGACAAAACUCCCCGACUAUAUGAACAGAUUUCAGGAGCUGCAAAGUAAGUUGCGGUUCCAUGGCAAGGUUGAAUCUGAAAGCAUGCUGACCCUGACUGGCAGCCUCAUUGAAGAGAAGCUGGCCGGUGCCGAAGCCACUGACAUUGCCGGCUAUGAAAAGAAGCUGCAGGAGUGGGAGGAGGAGCGAGUCCAUCUUGCAAAGAGGGAGAAAGAGAUGAGAGAAAAGGCCCGACUGGAGCGAGAGGCCAGGCUGGCAGCCAAAGCCUCCUCUUAGUGCAGUAGUGUCAGGACACCAACACUUUCCAUUGGGACAUCUCUGCUGCAUUGCAAAUAA
Messenger RNA from Polyodon spathula (Mississippi paddlefish), 1328 nucleotides. RefSeq names its product mitochondrial ribosomal protein S27 (gene mrps27). Lineage: Eukaryota; Metazoa; Chordata; Actinopteri; Acipenseriformes; Polyodontidae. The transcript has 11 exons. The record is from RefSeq and is a predicted model, not a curated record. Bases 9 to 1268 code for a protein of 419 amino acids. Gene Ontology annotation, molecular function: protein binding. Gene Ontology annotation, cellular component: mitochondrion.